AUGGCCGUAGCUGGACGGGGCGGCCGCGCCACCGCGCUACUCCUGCGGGCCCCCGCGGCGCCGAGGCCUUGGCCGCCCGCGGGGGCGGGGGCGGGCGCGCGGUGCAUCCACGAGGGGCCAGACACCAUCGAGGAGCUGCUGGACCGGCACCUCGUGAAGAAGCCCGCGGCGGGCCCGGACGAGGAGUCGGCGGAGGCGCGGCGGCGGCUGACGAGCUCCCGGCGGGAGGCGCUGUCCCUGUACCGGGACAUCCUCCGGGCGGCGCGGCUCUUCGCGUGGCCCGACGACCGCGGCGUGCCGUGGCGGGAGGUGCUCCGCGCCAACGCCAGGCGCGAGUUCGAGGAGGCCCGCGGGGAGCGUGACCCGGAGGUGGUGGCGCGCCUCCUCAUCGGCGGCCGCGACGCCGUGCAGCAGGCGCUCGACCGCCUCGCCGACGCCUCACGCCGCGCGAUCGAGGCCGAGGAGGCCAAGCGCCGUGGCGGGGCGUAG
Miscanthus lutarioriparius is the source of this 489-nucleotide messenger RNA. The record is from the annotation of a GenBank genome assembly. Lineage: Eukaryota; Viridiplantae; Streptophyta; Magnoliopsida; Poales; Poaceae.